CAGAGGCACCAAAGAAGAACAGCAGAAAAAAAAACUUGCUGCUUCUGCUUCUUAUCUUCUUGUGCUACUUCGUUCAUACAGGCACUGAUCACAAUGGAGAACAAAUCGCCCUCCUCAUGCGUCAGCCCAGCACCCACAUCCACCAUGUCAGCCGGCGAGAGCAGCUGGGCGAUGCACAUCGCAAACUUCCUGGCAACACCACAGGACAGGGAGAUGGAUCAACAAGCAGCAGUCUCUGGCUGUAGCUUUUUCUCCGGCUUCUCUUCUUCCUUUGAUUCCUUCGACGAUGACGUCUCCUUCAUCACGUCCGAGCUGAUGAUGUGUGACGACGACGAAGAGGAAGAUGAGUCUCUACAGGACACGGCUUGUUCCUCUGCAGCUGGCCAAAAGGUAGCUACCAUGGAAAAUUUUGAUAUCAAGGCAAUGUCAACCAUGGAUGCAAAAGAGUUCAACAUGCCCCACCUGGCCAAGUACUUGGAAGCUGUGGGUUCACAGCAGCAGGUGACGAAAGUAGAUCAACAACUGAUCAAUAGUUAUAGUAACAAUGAGAAGGCACUGUAUGAGAGUAAUGAGCUAAGGAAGAAAGGGCUUUGCUUGGUCCCUAUCUCCAUGUUGAUAAACUAUCUCGGAUGAUUACAGUUCAUGUAUUACCAGUAUUCAAUGCAAUUGUAUACUCCAAUUAUAUUAUAGUUCAUACAUCGCGCUCUUUUGUCA
Molecule: messenger RNA, 714 nt
Organism: Panicum virgatum (switchgrass)
Lineage: Eukaryota; Viridiplantae; Streptophyta; Magnoliopsida; Poales; Poaceae
Product: vascular-related unknown protein 1-like
Exons: 3
Coding region: 94-633 (179 amino acids)
Biological process (GO): xylem development
Source: RefSeq, a predicted model, not a curated record